Molecule: messenger RNA, 3009 nt
Organism: Ciona intestinalis (vase tunicate)
Lineage: Eukaryota; Metazoa; Chordata; Ascidiacea; Phlebobranchia; Cionidae
Product: phosphatidylinositol 4-kinase type 2-alpha-like
Biological process (GO): phosphatidylinositol phosphate biosynthetic process; Golgi organization; endosome organization
Cellular component (GO): lysosomal membrane; endosome; plasma membrane
Molecular function (GO): 1-phosphatidylinositol 4-kinase activity
Source: RefSeq, a predicted model, not a curated record
CUUUAAAUUAAAACUCAACAAAUUUUUGUAUUCAGAUUAAAUUGAGUAUUAUCACGUUUUUUAUCCUAAACAAAUGGAUGGAUGGCGUCAACUAGCUCCAACAGAAACUUAAUAGACCUAUAUGUGGACACUACUAAGCCGGAGUGUGAUACAGUGCUACUUCCAGACAAUACUAUAUUUUGUUCCGGUCCUUUAACGCAAGUAGACCUUCUCUGUAAUCAAUCUACUUCCAGUAAAAUGACAGAGGUGGCAAAGAUUGGAAAUAAUCCUUUCAACAGUUCAAAGUCAAGUGUAAAUAACGAGGCCAAGAAAGAAGACCUUUACCUUCUCAACAGCAACAACAACGCUUUCGAGUCAGCUAUGGAAAGCAAUAGUGAAGUUGUGAAUGGAAUACAUGAUGAAUUCACAGACCUCAGUAAAACUAGAUCAGGUAUAGAAGCAGUUGAAGAUAUAACCGUAGAAGCUAACAUACACAUUGAAAAAAUAUCUCUACAAGCUGAUCAACAGUCAGAGGAUGUAACGGAAGCACUCAAACAAAAUGUAUAUGCAAAGGUGAACAAGCCAGUGAAGCAAAAAGCUGCUAAACCACAAGUAACAUUCCCAGAUGAAGAUAUCAUCCACGAAGAACCCACCUACCCCAACCAACCCUUUGCACCAAGGCUUCCACCUCCGCGAUCACCUUCCGGGGAGAAUCAACCACUGCUAUCUAAAAACAGGUUAGAUGCGGAGUUCAUAAAUGACUUUCCGGACGACUCUGUGUUCCAAACUUUGGUACGAAAUGCGGAAACAGCAAUCGACCGAGGAGUUUAUCCCGUUCGAAUCGCACAAGGAUCAAGUGGAAGUUAUUUUGUCAAAGAUGUCGAUCAGAAAACCAUUGGUGUUUUCAAGCCUAAGAACGAGGAACCUUACGGUCAAUUGAAUCCAAAAUGGACAAAGUGGAUGCAUAAGACUUGUUGUCCUUGUUGUUUUGGACGUGGUUGUCUCAUUCCAAACCAAGGUUAUUUAUCAGAAGCCGGAGCGUCAAUUAUCGAUUCCAAACUUGGUCUUAGUAUUGUUCCUAAAACUAAAGUUGUUCACUUGGCAAGCGAAACAUUCAAUUAUAACCCGAUCGACCGCGCCAAAACUAAAACAAAGAAAUAUACGUCAGAACACUUUCCUAAAUUUGGGAAAAAGUUCCACAGGAUUGGCCUUCCACCAAAGGUUGGGUCCAUGCAGACCUAUGUGGAAGGUUACAAAGACGCUGAGUUUUGGCUUCGUAAGUUUGAAGCCGAUCCUCUACAAGCUCACACAUCUAGAGAAUACCAACUUCAGUUUGAAAGACUUGUAGUUUUAGAUUACAUCAUUCGAAAUACAGACCGUGGUAACGACAACUGGCUUAUAAGAUACGACAAACCUGAUAUCGAUGACGAAAACGACGCUCCUGAGACUGAAUGGUCAAUGGUCACACGGCCUAUAGUGAAAAUAGCAGCGAUUGAUAAUGGUCUCGCGUUCCCAUACAAACAUCCAGAUUCUUGGAGAGCAUAUCCUUACCAUUGGACUUGGUUGCCAGAAGCUAGAAUCCCUUUUUCACAAGAGACAAAGGACUUAGUUUUAGACAAAUUAUCUGACAUGCAUUUUGUUGAGUCUCUGACUACGGAACUUCACGAGUUAUUCUCGCAAGAUAAAGGCUUCGAUCGGUCGUUGUUCGACCGGCAGAUGGCGGUAAUGCGCGGGCAGAUUCUUAACCUGUGUAAAGGUAUGAACGGUGGCAACACACCAGAGGAAAUAGUUAACAUGCGACCUGUUGUGAUUGAAAAAACCCGGGAGCUUUCGUUAGGCGGCAGACUGCGUACAAUGACCGAACACUUCUCACAGCGAAUUCAAGACAGAAAACCUUUCUUUUCUUGGUGCUGAGACGUGCUACUGACUUUUUCUUUCCACUGCAAUUCUUGCCCAAGUUUACUGAUCUUUGAAGCUUGUUGGAUCGAAAAUGGCGGCCAUAAAUUGGGACCACGAGCUCCCAUAAUCAAUUCUUUUCUCUCAAAUCAUCACGAAAUCUAGGAAGCAUCUUGAUUCGGCAAUCCCGUACAUGACAGAACUGUAGUCAGUAAGUUAGAACCAUAGUAAGUCAGUUUAAAUUCUAAAUCGCACUUCACGCAUCCGCAUUUUGUUUUCUUACUGAGAUAUUAACUUAUUCUAUUUGUAAAUGCGGGUGGUGCAGUAAGUCACCACAGUCGCUAUAUAGUUAUACUGAUGAAGCAUUAAUUCAUUAUAUAGCAGGGUGGGGGUAGAUGGGAUACCUUCAGCACAUAAUAUCCAAAUAUCCUGAUCGUGUUUUAAACAAUUACUAACGGUCUGUGGGAGUCGUGAAGAUCCGGUUUUAUAAUUCUUUAAAUGUUUUUUUACUACUAAAUGGGACGAGAAAAUAGAAUGAAAAGGUGUCCCAUCUUCCCCACCCUACUGUAGUUAUUUUCAAAAGCUGUGUGGUUUUUUAAUUUUACGUUGCUCAAGUCUACACCACGCUACAUUGAGUUGUUAGCGAAGAAUAUCUACAAAUACUUUUCACUUUUUGUCACGUUGAGUUACCUCGUACGGUUGUGGUAUAGUUUUCUGUGUUGUAAACAGAGUAUGCAGACCGUGGCUAGAGAACUAAUAGUCCUAACUUCUCAAACGCCAUUCAAAUUCAUGAGUAUUGGAAACGUAUAUUGCAAGUCAUGCGCUCUAUAUUUCAAUACUGGUCACUGGGCGUUAUACUCGUGGUCGUUAAAGUCGCAUUGGAAUAUUAAGAUGAUGUAUUAUGGAACUGUGUUUCUAUAACCGAAUCCUGUUUCACGAAUGGUGUAUUUAAACUGUAAAAUUGCACUUCGGGUUUACCUGUUGUGAAUAUAGAUCGUGUAUUCUAGCUGUUGUUGCGGUCAUUGGCGCAUUUUUCAAGAACCAGUUUUAAAUGGAUCUGAACAACGUUUCAGAGGGGUAUAUAUAUAUAUUGCUGUUAAGGAAAAAGCACCCAAUAAAACUUCAAACGUUUUA